UUUAUGAUCGGACAUCGCUGUGUCCAAUUCAUAGAUCGACGUUCUCCCUGAAUUGCAGCAGAAGGAGGAAGUUUCGCAAUGGCCAAGGCACUUACGGUGACUCUGAAUAAUGGACUUAAAUGCCCCCAGUUGGGACUGGGUACGUGGCUGUCCGGUCCUGGCGAAGUAAAAAAAGCUGUAAUGCACGCAAUCGACGUUGGCUACAGACACAUUGAUUGUGCCUUUCUGUACGGAAACGAGGCCGAAAUUGGAGAAGGCAUAAGGGAGAAAAUCAACGACGGAACAGUCAAAAGAGACGAGCUCUUUAUCGUUACGAAACUUUGGAACACCUUCCACGAAAAAGCUGACGUGGUGCCCACAUGCAAAUUGUCUCUGAAAAACUUCGGCCUGGAAUACAUCGACUUGUACUUGAUCCAUUGGCCCGUUGCCCAAAAACUGAAAGGUGAGCUGAACAUUCAGCUACCGUUCAGUAACGCCUACGUCUACAAGCACGAUUUCGUCGAAACGUGGCGCGGCAUGGAAGAAUGCGUCGAUCUAGGUCUCACCAAAAGCAUCGGAGUGUCCAACUUUACCAACCAGCAGCUGCAACGGAUCCUCGACGCCGCCAGAAUCAAGCCAGUGAUGAAUCAGGUGGAGGUCAGUCCGAAUUUAAACCAGAAGGAGCUGAUCAAAUAUAAUUUGGACAGAGGCGUUCACGUCACGGCCUACAGUCCGUUCGGAUCGCCAGCCAGACCCUGGAAGAAACCUGGCGAUCCGGAUGUUUCGUUCGACGAUCCGAAACUGGUGGCCAUUGGAAAUAAGUAUGGAAAAACAACGGCCCAAGUAAUUUUGAGGUACUUGAUUGAACUGGGCACGAUUCCAAUUCCCAAGUCAACGAAUGUGACUAGGCUUGCCCAGAACAUAGACGUGUUCGAUUUUAAACUCGAUCAGAACGACCAUAAAGUUUUAGACAGUUUUAAUUGCAAUGGAAGAGCUGUGCAUGCCAUCGAACUUAAAGAUUCCGAUGAAUAUCCCUUUAAGGAUGAUUUAAAAAAUCUGUAAAUAUUUUUAUACGAUGUUUUAAUAAAAAGCAAAACACAACGUCUGCUGUAUCGAUUA
This is a messenger RNA of Aethina tumida (small hive beetle), 1098 nucleotides long. Its product is annotated as aldo-keto reductase family 1 member B1. Gene Ontology annotation, molecular function: aldose reductase (NADPH) activity. The coding region runs from base 79 to 1041 and encodes 320 amino acids. NCBI's taxonomy places the organism in Eukaryota, Metazoa, Arthropoda, Insecta, Coleoptera, Nitidulidae. The transcript has 3 exons. The record is from RefSeq and is a predicted model, not a curated record. Gene Ontology annotation, cellular component: cytosol.